ACUAGGUUUAUAUUUCCCUGUCAACGCAUGCGCGAAAGAUAUUGAUUGUCUUUAACUACUUGAAUUCUGCAACAUUAGGACUGAAUUUCGUCUAGUCAUGACAUUAAGGUGUCUUGAAGAAGAUCAUUUCUCUCGGAAAACAACAUGUGAGGGAUAUCCCACUGAAACAUAUGCUGAACAGGCUGAAGUAGAAGACACAAUUCAUGAAUUAUUUAAAGCUUUCAAAAGAAAAUUAGAUUUGGAAGAUGAUAUCCCAAAGUUAAAUCGUGAAAAACACCUCUCCUUUCUAAAUAAGGGUACAGAAAAUCUGGGUCCUACUUAUUCAUGUCUAGAUUCGAGUAGGCCUUGGCUUGUUUAUUGGAUUUUAAAUUCUUUCCAAUUGCUUUCUUAUGAGAUCCCGGAAGCUCUAGGCGACAAGAUAUCUGAUUUUUUAGGAAGAUGCCAAUCUGAAACUGGAGGCUUUGGUGGAGGGCCUGGACAACUACCUCAUUUAGCCUCAACAUAUGCUGCCGUAUGCGCUCUGUGUAUAAUAGGAACUGAACGCAGUCUUAGCAUUAUAAACAAAGAUACAUUGAGGAAUUAUUUGAUGAAAAGUCAUCAAUUGGACGGCUCUUUCGUUAUGCACGAAGGUGGUGAAAUAGAUAUUAGAGGAGUUUAUUGCGCCGCUGUUGUAGCAAAAUUAACAAAUAUGCUAAGCCCUGAGAUGUUUGACAACACUGGAGAAUGGUUAGCUAGUUGUCAGACUUACGAAGGAGGAUUUGGGGCAAUGCCAGGUUUGGAAGCACAUGGGGGAUAUUCCUUUUGUGGCCUUGCAGCCGCAAUCCUCCUGAAAAGAGAGAAGUUAAUAGACACACAGUCAUUUUUAAGAUGGCUGGUUCUUCGACAAAUGACAUUUGAAGGUGGAUUUCAAGGAAGAACGAAUAAAAUGGUUGAUGGGUGCUACUCUUUCUGGCAAGGCGGUGCUUUUCCACUUAUUCAUGUACUUUUAGAUUUAUCCACACCUGAAUAUAAAGAACUAUUAUUUGAUCAUAGAGCCCUGCAGGAAUAUGUGCUUAUAUGCUGUCAGCACCGAGAUGGUGGUUUGGUUGAUAAGCCAGGAAAAAAUCGUGACUACUACCACACUUGUUAUUGUCUAUCGGGCUUAUCAAUAGCUCAAAAUAGCUGUAAUGCCCUAGGAAGUUCCGAUCCAGAUAUUGUUGGCUGCUCUACUAACUUACUGUCUGCAGUUCAUCCAAUUUUCAAUUUCUCCUACACAUCAGUAAAAAGAGCUCUUGAUUUUUUCAACCAAGUUUAA
Messenger RNA from Dimorphilus gyrociliatus, 1294 nucleotides. NCBI's taxonomy places the organism in Eukaryota, Metazoa, Annelida, Polychaeta, Dinophilidae. The record is from the annotation of a GenBank genome assembly.